AUGAUCCAGCAGUGGAGCCCAAUGAACAAUGUUCCCAGUCUGAAAGGAAAGAUUGCCGUUGUUACGGGUGGAAACAGCGAUAUAGGUCGCGAAAUAGCGAGGCUUCUCGCACAGAAGAGCGCAAAAGUCUACUUCACCGCCCGCUCUGAAGCAAAAGCUAUUGAGGCACGCAAGAAGAUUCUGGACGCUCACCCUGAUAUCGACUCCGGAAAUUUGCAGUGGAUGACGAUGGAUCUCACCGAUAUCCGGAGUGUAACGUCUGCUGCCGAGAAGCUGAAGGAGAAUGAGUCCAAGGUGGAUAUACUAGUCCAUAAUGCUGCCGCGGCAACAACCUCUACGGAACUUGUUGGGCCUGGUUGGGAGGUACACAUGGCUACCAAUUUCAUUGGCCCCUUCCUUUUCACCAAGCGCUUGCUUCCCCUGCUGAAAAACGCCCUCCAGGACAAAGACGCCGACGUCCGAGUGAUUACAAUGAGCUCAAGUGCCCAAACAGCAAUGGUCCCAAGCAGCUUCCAGUUCAACUUCACGUCUCCCGACUGUUUCCGUAACCCAAUCCCGUCACCCCCAUGGCAAUGGCGCUAUCUCGGCCGCUUCAUAUUCGGUUUCGAUACGACCCGCUACGGCGUAUCCAAAGCUGCUAAUCUCAUCUUCGCUCAAGAACUACAGAAGCGAAUGGACGAGCAGAAGCUGUCGAUUCUUUCCAUUGCGGUACAUCCCGGUGAGGUUGCCACCGAGGGGGUGUUCUCGAUCAAUCCGAGCUUGGUAAAGACAAUUGCGCGCUGGACGUUCAUUUCCCCAGAGCAGGGUGCUGUUACACCCGUCUUUGCAGCUGCCUCUCAGGAAGUCCGCCAGGAUUCCUCCAAAUACAAGGGCAAGUUUGUCUUUCCCGGUGGAAAGAUUGGAAACCCGAAUCCAGUCGCGUUGAAUGAGGAACAAGUCACGGGUUUAUGGCGCAACGCCACAGAGGAAGUGAAUGCACAGCUUCAUGCGCUUGGGCUGCCACGUCUUCAACCAUGGUCCUAA
Messenger RNA from Colletotrichum godetiae, 1023 nucleotides. RefSeq names its product short-chain dehydrogenase/ reductase. Bases 1 to 1023 code for a protein of 340 amino acids. The record is from RefSeq and is a predicted model, not a curated record. Lineage: Eukaryota; Fungi; Ascomycota; Sordariomycetes; Glomerellales; Glomerellaceae. The transcript has 4 exons.